AUGGCCAUUUCAUCAAAUACGGUCGUGGUUUUCAUGUUGCUGCUCAGUACUGCCUUCAUGCAGCUUCCUGUGCCAGCUGAUGCAAGGAGGCUAGAAGUGAAGGCGCCUAUCAUCAGCGUGCGUCCUCCCUGCACUGGAAGGGGCACUCUGGAGGCGCCUGCUGAGCAAGUCGAGUCGACAACUCCAGGUCAUAGCCCUAGCAUUGGCCAUAAUAGUCCACCAAACUGA
Triticum turgidum subsp. durum (durum wheat) is the source of this 228-nucleotide messenger RNA. NCBI's taxonomy places the organism in Eukaryota, Viridiplantae, Streptophyta, Magnoliopsida, Poales, Poaceae. The record is from the annotation of a GenBank genome assembly.